Messenger RNA from Cannabis sativa, 1407 nucleotides. RefSeq lists its product as uncharacterized. The transcript has 2 exons. Lineage: Eukaryota; Viridiplantae; Streptophyta; Magnoliopsida; Rosales; Cannabaceae. Bases 175 to 1221 code for a protein of 348 amino acids. The record is from RefSeq and is a predicted model, not a curated record.
CAUGUUCUUAGCCUUUCCUUUAGCCCUCAGUUUCAGGAACCACUCGCAAUCGUAGCGCGUGCUGUUAAACUGCUCUUCUUCGCCAGAUGAAAAAACCCAAAACCAGCUUUCCAGUUAAGCUCACAUCGUAUUCCUGAAUUAGAUCUCAUCCAGGGUUUCUCUUCUUAUCAAGCAAUGUGGAAGCACUAUAAAAAAUCCAAGGCAUGGAUUAGGCCACAAUUUCGAAUUCUUCUGGCUGUGGUCUCUUGUCUUACUUCACUGAUUCUGUUGUUAGUAUUUUUAUGUUCCAACAAUGCUCAGGAAUCGACCAAGUCACCAUUGGGACUUCAAAAUCAAAAAUGGAAUAGCUUUGAGUCAGUGGUGCAGUUUCAUCCUACCAUGGCUUUUCGAAAUGGUACAGAUGUAAUAUGGCAAGUGCCCAAUUCACCAAAAGCUGUUCUCUUUCUUGCUCAUGGAUGUGAUGGUCAAGCUCUUAACUUUUGGGACAAAUCUCCUGACUGUUCUAAUUGCAUUGGUUUGCCAGAAGAAAGGUUGAUUGUGCUUCAUGCUCUUUCUCGAAAAUUUGCUGUACUUACAAUGUCUAGUGCUGGGAGAUGCUGGUCAAUGGGGAAGGAGAUAAUGAUUGCUAAAGACAUUAUAAGAUGGUGGGUUGAGAAACAAGGAUUAGAGAAGCUUCCUCUUGUGGCCAUGGGAGCCUCAUCAGGGGGAUACUUUGUUUCUGUGCUUGCAACAGAGUUGGAUUUCUCUAGUAUUGCACUUAUGAUUGCUGAAGGUGUGUUUGAAAGAAUUGAAACCAAGGAGAACUAUCCACCCACCAUGUUUGUCCACAUGCCAAAAGAUAGUAUCAGGCAGCGAAAGAUUGAUAAAACCAUGGAGCUUAUAAGGCAUAAAGGUGCUGAAGUUGCAGAGGUCAAGUGCAUUGAGUUCGCAUUGUCACCACAGUUUUUGGCUGACAGAAUCCCAGGUAUUGAUCAUUCUGUUUCUGCUAAAUUGUUUGAACUCUUCAAGCUCAAAGGGUUUGUUGAUGAAAAUGGAUACAUGAGAAAUGAUGGACGUAAAACGCGUUGGAAGAAAGCAGUGAAAGAAGAUGAAAGUAUUUCGAUAGAUGAGCAUUUGUUGCAUCCCAUUCAGGAGGAACUGAAUCUUGCUUUUGCAUUCCAUGAAAUGACUAGUUUGGCUUUUGAACAAAUCCUUGAUUGGUUUGAGUCACAUUUUAGCUGAUUGAUUCUAUGUGUCAUUCUCAAAUAGGGAUAAUAUACAUUGUUUCAGGAACCAGAGUGUAAAAUCUAACCAAGAUUUAAGUAUAUAAGGUUUUGUUUUAGUGUAAAAGCUGAUGGUCAUUUCAUUAAAAUUUGUAUUCAACUGAAGAAAUUAAAGUGUAAAUAUAGUCACUUGUAAUGGAAGGAA